AAUAUCUACCGGAAAUACUUGCACCAGUUAAUAUCUACCGGAGAUAUUUGGAUCGGAUGGCUAAAAUUUACUAGCAGCAAUUUUAGCAGUAAAACAUUCAAUGAUUCUUCAUUCAAACUUUCAAUAAAAAUUAUUGGAAAAUUGUAUUCGCUUAGCUGCUAG
This is a messenger RNA of Brugia malayi, 162 nucleotides long. RefSeq lists its product as uncharacterized. The transcript has 2 exons. The annotation marks the transcript as partial. The record is from RefSeq and is a predicted model, not a curated record. Lineage: Eukaryota; Metazoa; Nematoda; Chromadorea; Rhabditida; Onchocercidae.